Molecule: messenger RNA, 1505 nt
Organism: Sclerotinia trifoliorum
Lineage: Eukaryota; Fungi; Ascomycota; Leotiomycetes; Helotiales; Sclerotiniaceae
Source: the annotation of a GenBank genome assembly
CAAUAGUUUAAAAGUAUACGACAGUAAUACAAGGUAUUCACGCAUUCCAGAGUACAGCGCACGACUAGGAUAUCUAUCAACUUGUUCGCAAUACUCUCGAAAAGCUGUCAACAGUCCCAAUAAUCUUCUUUAACCCCACCAGUUCAUAUUCAACAUGGAUGAGUUUGCGCAAUCAAGAGAAGACGACGAUCUCUUCGGCGAUGAAUUCGAGCCUGCGUCGGAACCUACAGUCAUAGAAGAGGCACCAAUUCAAUCCGUCUCAAAACUGUCGCCUACAGCAGAAACAUAUAUUCACACCAAUGGCUCACAAUCUUCUUUAUCAACAGGACUUUCAAACAACCAUAAUCAUAGAAAUCAGCGGGAACGAGGCACGGAUAGGAGACGAGGGGGAAGGGGAGGUCGAGGUGGUGCACCAAAUAAUGGUCUGAAAUCAUCCAGAUAUGCGUCUCAAGACCCGGAGCCUGUCGCCAAUCAAUCCCAAUCUGCUGAAUCCGCAACUGAACAAACCCAAGUCGCGCCUUCGACCUCUCCACCAGUACAAUCUCCUGUCGAAUCACAACCACAACAAAAAUCUAUACCGUCAGUUCGAGGGGAUCGUUCUUUGACUGGCGGUCCCUCACAUAAAAAGCUCACCGAGGAAGAAUUGACAGCGAAGCUCGAGCGAAUGAAGAUUAUAAAUGCAGAAAAGGCCGAGUCGUUCCGGAAGAGUGAGAAAGAUCGAGAAGGUUAUGCGGAAAAGGAAAAAGAAGAAAAGCGCAAGAGAAAAGAAGAGAUCGAAAGGGGUAGAGUAAUGGAAGGCGAGAGAAUGAAGAAUAGAGAGAGAAAGCUAAAGGCUAUGGGUGGGAGGGAGUGGGAUGAGGGCAAGGAUGAGAAAGAUUUCGAGGACAAUAAGGGAAGGAGCUCACAAUAUGUUAGAGGUGGUCAUGGUGGAGUGAUUAGAGGUCGGGGUGGCUUGGCUAGUAGUAGGUUUAAUGAUGCGCCAGAAGAUGAUAUGUCUUCAUACAUUUAUGAUGAUAAUAGAGGUCGGGGAUCUGGGCGCGGAAGAGGCAGGGGGGGAGGUAACGGACGGGGUGGAAGAGGUGGUUCAGCACAACAAACACAAACUGUACCUGCGUUAGAGGACUUCCCAUCAUUGCCAACUACAUCAACAUCAAAAACUACGAAAUCCGGUCUCAAUUCUCCGUUCGUGGGAGCUGGCGACUGGGCCGAUGAGAUGGCUACUCCUACUGAGCAGGAGAAGAAACUUGAUGUUUAAAUAUAUGUCAAUUCUGGGUAUAUAAUGUGCUUUGGUUAAGUGUGGAUAAAUUUGGAUCAGGAAGCAGAUUUCAGCAAGGCGUUACCUGUAUGCUCGUCCAGGGAAGACUUGAGCCGCGAAUUUUGGUGUAUAUCAUUCUGGAUACCACUACAGCGAAAAUGAAUUUUAAUUUACCAACCUUCUUGGGACUCAGGAUUUGACAGCAAUGAUACCCUGGCUAUUAGUUACUUAAAUGCCGACACUGAUUUUC